Molecule: messenger RNA, 1550 nt
Organism: Cajanus cajan (pigeon pea)
Lineage: Eukaryota; Viridiplantae; Streptophyta; Magnoliopsida; Fabales; Fabaceae
Source: RefSeq, a predicted model, not a curated record
AUCCUGCUACGCGAUACUGUUAAGUACCAGUUAUUACUCUCGCUUGUCAAACAAUUGUUUGAGAUCAACAUGAGAUUUGCAUCUCAAGAUUGGGUGCUUUCAUGGGCACUAUUACUUUUACUAUCAUGCACAACAUAUUCAUCAACUGCUAUGGGGAAACCUGAGAACAACAUAAAAACAGAUGUUUUUCUAUCACCAAAGUUUGAGCUUGGUCCAGGGUCAGUUGUAAACAAAGAUUACUUAGAUGUUGACUUCCCAAGAGGCCAUGUUGCGAUCAAGAGUUUCAAUGCAGAAGUAGUUGAUGAAUCAGGGAAAUCAGUAUCCCUUCAAGAAGUAUAUCUCCACCACUGGCUUGUAGUAAAAUACCACCAACCCAAAAAUGUGUCACACAAUAACUCAACAGAUAACAUUGUCCCAGUGAGGAACAGUGGCUUCUGCCAGGGUGAUACUCUUGGACAGUAUUAUGGGCUUGGAUCUGAGACAAGAGGAACUGACACUGAUGUUCCAGACCCUUUUGGUGUGGAAAUCGGAAACCCUUCAGAAAUUCCACAUGGUUACGAGGAGAAGUGGUUCAUCAAUGUGCAUGCUAUUGAUACAAGGGGUGUGGAAGAUAGAAGUGGGUGCACUGAGUGUAGGUGUGAACUUUAUAAUGUUACAAAGGAUGGAGAUGGGAAGCCUUUGAGUCCAUAUUAUAGAGGAGGGUUGGAUUGUUGCCCUGAUAAUUCCCAGUGCAGGCUGAAGAAAGGGUUCAAGGGCCCUAAGAGAAGCUUCUACCUUAAGUACACAGUGAAGUGGGUCAACUGGGACAAGUAUGUGGUGCCCCUUAAGAUUUAUAUAAUUGAUGUGACUGAUGUUUUGAAUAAGUCCAAAGGAAUGAGUCCAGAGCAUACUUGCAAGGUUGAGUAUGAGGUUGAACCUUGCAACAAAGGAUACAAUAGUAGUGCUUGCAUUGAUGUGAAGAGAACAAGCCUCCCAAUGAAAACUGGUGGUUAUGUCAUCUAUGGAGUUGGUCAUCAGCAUGCAGGUGCAAUUGGAUCAACUCUAUAUGGACAGGAUGGGAAGGUUAUCUGUUCUUCAAUAGCAAAAUAUGGAAAUGGAACAGAAGCAGGAAACGAGAAAGGGUAUGUUGUAGGAAUGUCCACAUGUUACCCUAAACCAGGUACUGUCAAAAUAAGAGAUGGUGAAACCUUAACUCUAGAGGUUAUCUACAACAGCAAUGAAAGGCACACCGGAGUGAUGGGGCUGUUCUACUUCUUGGUGGCAGAACAUCUGCCACACUAACACCACCUUUGUCAUUUAUAUCCUAAAUAAGUAAAUUCAUCUUGUAUCCGGAUACAAGAGAAUAUAUAUAUAUAAAAAAUAAAUAUUUUGUUUAGAUAUAAGUUUAAAAAUGUUAAUUGAAGAUUUUUCUUUCGAAAAAUACUUUUUAUUUUCAGUAAAAAUAAAUAAAUAAAUAAUAUUUAUAACUUGUAUUCAAAUAAACUAAUGCUCUAUAAUAUCUAUGAAUAUGAGUAAGUGAAUAUGCUAUGAAAAAAAUAAAGUCAGCACUA